Molecule: messenger RNA, 1808 nt
Organism: Magnolia sinica
Lineage: Eukaryota; Viridiplantae; Streptophyta; Magnoliopsida; Magnoliales; Magnoliaceae
Product: elongation factor 1-alpha
Exons: 3
Coding region: 183-1526 (447 amino acids)
Biological process (GO): translational elongation; translation
Molecular function (GO): GTPase activity; GTP binding; translation elongation factor activity
Source: RefSeq, a predicted model, not a curated record
CUAAUGAACUGAAAAGACGAAACUACCACCGGGGCAAUUUGGUAAACCCUUCCCCUAUAAAUUGAAACCCUUACCUAGGGUUUUCUCAUUCUUGCUUGCGUUACUCUCGAGAGCAGCCGCUGCAGAGGAGUCUCCACCAGAUCUCAGUUUGUUUGAGCUUUUAGUUUUGCACGAAAGCUGUAAUGGGUAAGGAGAAGGUUCACAUCAAUAUUGUGGUCAUUGGACAUGUCGACUCCGGGAAGUCGACAACCACUGGGCAUCUCAUCUACAAGCUUGGAGGCAUUGACAAGCGUGUGAUUGAGAGGUUUGAGAAGGAAGCUGCUGAAAUGAACAAGAGGUCAUUCAAGUAUGCUUGGGUGCUUGACAAGCUGAAGGCUGAGCGUGAGCGUGGUAUCACCAUCGAUAUUGCUCUCUGGAAGUUUGAGACUACUAAAUACUACUGCACUGUCAUCGAUGCCCCAGGACAUCGUGAUUUCAUUAAGAACAUGAUCACGGGUACAUCCCAGGCUGACUGUGCUGUCCUCAUCAUUGACUCCACCACUGGUGGGUUUGAAGCUGGAAUUUCAAAGGAUGGCCAGACUCGUGAGCAUGCAUUGCUUGCCUUUACCCUCGGAGUCAAACAGAUGAUCUGCUGCUGCAACAAGAUGGAUGCCACCACUCCAAAGUAUUCAAAGGCAAGGUAUGAUGAAAUCGUGAAGGAAGUCUCUUCCUACCUCAAGAAAGUUGGAUACAACCCAGACAAAAUCCCCUUUGUCCCAAUCUCUGGUUUUGAGGGUGACAACAUGAUUGAGAGGUCUACCAACCUCGACUGGUACAAGGGCCCUACCCUCCUUGAUGCCCUGGACUUGAUCUCAGAGCCCAAGCGUCCUACAGACAAGCCACUCAGACUUCCCUUGCAAGAUGUCUACAAAAUUGGUGGCAUUGGAACUGUCCCUGUUGGACGUGUUGAGACUGGAGUCCUCAAACCUGGCAUGGUUGUCACCUUUGGCCCAACUGGUCUCACCACUGAAGUCAAGUCUGUGGAGAUGCAUCAUGAGGCGCUCCAAGAGGCCCUUCCCGGUGACAAUGUUGGCUUUAAUGUCAAGAAUGUCGCUGUCAAGGAUCUGAAGCGUGGGUUUGUUGCCUCCAACUCUAAGGACGACCCAGCUAGGGAGGCUGCCAACUUUACCUCACAAGUUAUCAUCAUGAACCACCCUGGGCAGAUUGGGAAUGGGUAUGCCCCCGUCCUCGAUUGCCACACUUCCCACAUAGCUGUCAAGUUUGGUGAGAUACUGACCAAGAUUGACCGUCGGUCGGGCAAGGAGCUGGAGAAGGAGCCCAAGUUCUUGAAGAAUGGAGAUGCUGGGUUCGUGAAGAUGAUUCCAACCAAGCCGAUGGUGGUGGAGACUUUCUCUGAGUACCCACCUCUCGGUCGGUUUGCCGUCAGGGACAUGAGGCAGACAGUUGCAGUGGGUGUCAUCAAGAGUGUGGAGAAGAAGGAUCCAUCUGGUGCCAAGGUCACCAAGUCUGCUGCAAAGAAGAAGUGAAUCGAGAAGAAAUGUGUGACAGAGGAGUUGGGUGUUGGUAUUGGUCUUAGUAGUUUGUGUUUUUGUUGCUGCAGUUUUGAGUCAAGUAGUGCAGUGUCGAGCGUUUGGAUGCAGAAUUGGGUGCUCGAUCGACGGUGGCAUAGGUAAGUGUGCUUCUCUCCUUUUCCUUGCUUUAAAAGACUCAUAUUUUGGCGUGGAUUUUAUGUUUACUAAACAAAAUCGGAUGAUGACUAUGGAGUUUCUGUUUGAAUCAAGCAAAAAUAAACGUGUUUUGGAUUAUUA